GGCUCCAGCAAACAUUGAGAAAGCGACAAACGUACAAUUGAACUUCAAUCGUUCUUCAUUCUUCAAUAAUCUGUAAAUUGUGUAUAUAGAAAACUGAGCACUGAAGUCUUUUCCGUAGACUUAUUAAUAUUAUAUACAUUGUAGUGUUAGAGUAAUAAACUCGUUUUAGUGUUAAAGUAACGAAAUUAUUAUUUACGUGAGUUAGCAGCCGAGGAGAAACAGUAUUGCAAAUUGAAGAUAGUGCAAAAAUUGCCUACCUAGAUUAUAUUUUCCUGUCGCGAAAAACAACAAUUCGUAACAAAUGUGAAAAUUUAACCGACACGAUAAUUAUUAUUGACACGAUUAAAGAGUAAUGUAACCUAUAUUAAUGAGGUUAACUAAUAAAGCAAAAUAUUUUAUGGCUUAAAAAAAACAUUAUUGGCUAUUUUAAUUUCAGGCAGUAAAUCAUGACAAAUAUACACUGAGCUACGAAUCGAUCUCAGCGUGUGUGAGAAACCGACAAAUAAUUUCCUUUUCGGAAUACGACUCUGCAUAUAGCUGGUUUCUCCGGCAGAAACGAAUCGAAAAAUAUGAGAAAAUUCUUGAUAAUAUGCAGAAAAUACCAUCGUUUUACCACAUCGGUCAAGAUGAAAUUACCUGCAGAUUUUAUAUUAUAAGACCGAGCCACCACUCUGAACUGAAACCUUAUCUCUAUGUAAUAAGCUGUCAAAGAAAGAAUGCUGCAACAUUAGCUAAUAUGAUAUGCUACGUUUUUCUAAGCUUUGUUAUCAUGAAUAGGAUUAUAAGAGUGAAUCUUACCUGUUGUAUUCAUGUUACAAACAACGUUAACCGUAAUCUUCAGUAUCUUAAACAACCGCAUAUCUUUUGUAAUAAAUUGGCGUAUGUUGGACGCCUUUUUCAACAGCAAAUUACAAUUGAUUGGAAAGACCCUUUAUACUGUUGGUUGAAGCUCAUCUACUUUAAUUUCAUUGCAAAACAAGGUCUGUAUAACCGUAUUGCAUCACGUAACUUCAACAAAAUUUCUAGAAUAACAGCGGUUUUUCAAACUGAAGUCGAAAGAAAUAGCAAGCCAUCUAGUUGUUUAGAUCCAUUCGAUCAAACAACAUCGAAACACAACAGUGUGCAGUUUGAAAAUCGAUUUUCUACCGAUUAUUGUAUCAAAUACUGUAAAUCAUUUAUUUAUGAACAGCACAAAUACACUAUUGAUGGAAUUGAUUACAUGUAUAAGAUAUUAAAAAACGCUAUUUACAACCAAUCAACUAGUAAUAAUAGAAGCGGCAUUUAUGUAAAAAGAUACACGGAAAAUGAAAUUCACCAACAAACCAAACUUGAAACUGUUUGUAUAGGAGAAUGUUCCGGCAAUUUGUGUUGUCCGCUCAUUGGCAAAACAAAAUUCGGAAUUAUUGUGGAAAGAAAAAAUCAAAUCGAAUCUAUCAUUACCAAUUAUGCGUCACAUCAUCAAAUAACCAGCACACAGUUACAUCAUCAGCGCAAAUUCUGCUGCUGCAUUUUGAAUUCAAGAAGAACCGAAGAAAUCAAAACAUCAGGAAAAUCAGCUACUUCUACAAAAAUAUUGAAGAUCUUACAGAUCAACCUACAGUUGUUACUUCUGUUGUGGUUGUGCGUACCGAACGUUUCGUCGUCUUACCAGAAUGUAAGGUAUAGCACCAAUAUUAUCAAAACGAAAUAUGGACCAAUACGAGGAAUCCUGAAGCAUUCAAAUCCAAUCGUAGAAACGUUCUUAGGAGUUCCGUACGCUUCACCUCCCGUGGGCAAUUUAAGAUAUAUGCCACCUGUAACCCCGUCUAUGUGGAAAACAGUGCGACUCGCUGAUAAUUACUCACCUGUAUGCCACCAAACUCUUCCUAAGUCACAAUUUGGCUCAGAUUAUCCUGACAUUCACCUAUUUCCUCGUUUAACACAGUUACGUCGUCUGUUACCUCUUCUGGCGAAUCAAUCAGAGGAUUGCUUGUACCUAAAUUUAUACGUACCACGAUCUGGCGAAUCAGUCGAACCAUACGGACCACCAAAAGCUACUAUAGUUUAUAUACAUGGUGAAUCAUACGAAUGGAGCUCUGGUAACCUGUAUGAUGGCUCAGUUCUGGCAGCAGUAGGAGACGUGAUUCUUGUUACAAUAAAUUUUAGGUUAGGUGUGUUAGGAUUUUUGAAAACGGGAGCCAAAGGAAGUGCACAAGGGAACUUUGGAUUGAUGGAUAUAGUUGCUGCUUUACACUGGUUGAGAGAAAAUUUAUCAUCUUUUCAUGGUGAUCCGAAACGAAUCACAUUGAUGGGACAUGGCACAGGAGCAGCAUUAGCAAAUAUUCUAGUGGUUUCUCCUGUUGCUAAUGAUAUAAUCGAUCGCGUCAUACUAUUGAGUGGAUCAGCCUUAUCACCAUGGGCAAUACAAAAAGAUCCAAUUGCUGUGAAAAGGAUUGUUGCUGAGCAGACUGCAUGUCACUUAGAUAUAACAACAGAGGAUUUGGCUCCUUGUCUGCGUACCAAACCUGUAAAAGAGCUGCUGCAUAUUUAUCCUAAUAAUCCAAGGUUUCUUCCCGGCUUUGCACCAUUUGUGGAUGGAACAGUAAUUAUUAAUCGAAAUGCAGUGAAUCUGCGUUUGAAAUCAUUGCCGAGCGGAUCGGCGAUUACCAGCACAACUGGUAUUGAAUUUGCCAACUUUCCUACCCAAAACUUACUGUUUGGUUUGACAUCUUAUGAAUCAUAUUAUGACCUCAAUGAACAAGAUCUGGAUUAUGGCAUCAAUGAAACCCGUAGAGAUAAAAUCCUUCGAACGUAUGUAAGGAAUGUUUUCCACAUUCAUCUUAAAGAAAUAUAUUCGGCUCUACGCAAUGAGUAUACAGAUUGGGAACACCCUCCGAGGAGUCCUCUUGGUCAUCGUGACACAAUUUUAGAGCUUUUGAGCGAUGGUCACACAGCUGCCCCUUUAGUUCGUUUGGGUUAUUUGCAUAGCUUGCAAAAUGGAAAAUCAUAUUUUUUACAUUUUAGACAUCAAACUAGCGAACGAGAAUUUCCACUGCGUGAUGGUUCGGUUCGCGGAGAAGAUGUGCCUUUCACUUUCGGACUUCCACUAUCACCAUUGUUCUCAUCAAAUUACACGCAAGAAGAUAAGCAAAUUAGUCGAACUUUGAUGCAGUAUUUGACCAAUUUUGCUAAAACAGGUAAUCCAAACAGUUUGAGGAUGUUUAAUCUAGAGAACAUAUCUGAGAAUAAUAAAGUCAAUAUUCCAUACCAUAGCGAUAAUGUUCAACACAAUAAACUUGAGUUUAGAAAAAAAUCUCUAUUGGGUGAACGCAUGUCGUUGUUCAACAACCAACGCAUGAAUACUAUGUAUGAAAGGGAUACAUUUUCUAAUAAUGAUGGUAUUGCUGAAACUGGUAGAUUGCUUACCGAUGGUUAUAUGAAAAAUGACAAAACACAUCGAAACGAACCUAAUGUAAAACCAAAUUUAUUGCGAUACAAUAGCAAAGAUGCCAAGGAUGAAACCAAUGAAAAUGAAAACACACAAUCAUCACGUAACCUAGAAAAUUGGGAAUUUUAUGACCCAACUAACCAAAUUUAUUUGGAGUUAGGUAAGUCGGGUUGUAGUGCGUUGUCAAGAAGUCACUACCGCGGACAUAAAUUAUCUAUGUGGUUGAGCCUAAUUCCUCAGCUCCAUUCACCAGACGAUGCAUCAUAUCUACCAGUACGACACCAUCACUUUGCUGAGGUUAAGUCGGAGUAUUAUGAGGGAAAAGUUAGAAGUCAGCCUGUGUUGAAGGCUUCGAAACUAACUACGUUCACUAGAAGCACUACAAAACCAUUGAAAACUGCACCGAUUGUCGUGACAUUAGCAGAGACAACUUCAAAAGAUUGUCCACCAAACGUGACGGAAUUGAUUCCUGUUGCAGCGGAAAAUCCACAGCAUAAUCAAAUGACAAUCGUCGGCAAUAAUGUGGAUGUAAUGAACCAACUCGCCAAUAUGCAUUAUCAAAACUACUCCGUCGCGUUCAACAUUACCAUCGGCGUUGGUUGCUUCUUGUUGUUGUUGAACGUUUUGAUAUUCGCUGCAAUUUAUUAUCAAAGAGAAAAGCAUGCAAAUCAAAACAAGAAAAAAGUUGCGGUCGACGACGAAGUAAUGACAACAUUAUCAGUCAAUAAGCAACUUUGUCAUGAAACAAACGUCGUUUGCAAGGAUGAUCAACGCGACCUCAUGCUAAAUCUGGGAAAAAAUACUUCUGAAGUAACAGUACCUCCAAUUGAAUCCAAAAGCGGUGCUACAAACUCUACUAAAAAGAAACACAUAGUAGUAGAUAUUUGCACAACUAAUGUAUCAGCUAAUCAAUAUGAACGUCCAUUAUCGAAAACGUCAUGUUAUGAGUAUCCCCAACAUGUUUCAUUCAAAACAGUAAAGGCCGUUUCGCAUGAAAAUCUGUUACCAUCUUAUUCGUCGCAACUGUCCUCAGUAUCCGACUCGUCAUCUAACACAACAAGUGUUUGCACGCAUAUGCGACGAAACUCCUUAGCUACCAUGGGCACACAAUCAGAAAGCAUCUGUUGGCCGGAAACGCAAGACAUUGGCACAUCCGUCGACGAAAUAGAUCUGGAGUUUAGCUCCAUGAUGCCAAGCGCUUCACAAUCUCCUCGAGCUACUGGAUUUCAAAGUGGAAUUCUACGACAACAAACGAGUGCAAUAGUUCAUGGAACUACUAAAAAACGUGUUCAAAUACAGGAAAUAUCUGUAUAAUGUACAAAGCAGAAGGUUCUUCCGAAAUAUCGUGUGGACUUCAUUACGAAUGUACUACACAUCCUUAUAUCAUUCGAAUGUGAAAUAUGAUUGAAUUGAAAAUUAAAACAAUUGUAGCAUCAUUCAUUAUUAAAAUUCAGUUCGUAGAGUGAAUAGCAGAA
Messenger RNA from Wyeomyia smithii (pitcher-plant mosquito), 4902 nucleotides. RefSeq names its product neuroligin-4, X-linked. Bases 590 to 4741 code for a protein of 1383 amino acids. NCBI's taxonomy places the organism in Eukaryota, Metazoa, Arthropoda, Insecta, Diptera, Culicidae. Gene Ontology annotation, cellular component: cell surface; synapse; postsynaptic membrane. Gene Ontology annotation, biological process: chemical synaptic transmission; synaptic vesicle endocytosis; neuron cell-cell adhesion. Gene Ontology annotation, molecular function: neurexin family protein binding; signaling receptor activity. The transcript is spliced from 15 exons. The record is from RefSeq and is a predicted model, not a curated record.